Aphis gossypii (cotton aphid) is the source of this 1736-nucleotide messenger RNA. RefSeq names its product histone deacetylase 8-like. Gene Ontology annotation, molecular function: histone deacetylase activity. Bases 272 to 1354 code for a protein of 360 amino acids. NCBI's taxonomy places the organism in Eukaryota, Metazoa, Arthropoda, Insecta, Hemiptera, Aphididae. The record is from RefSeq and is a predicted model, not a curated record. The transcript is spliced from 9 exons.
GUUUUAUCAUAAUUUUUUGUAACGAUUAUUAUACUACAUAUUUUUUUAAAUGAUAAUAAUUUAGUAGGUUGUUGGAUUCUAGCUGGUAGUUGAUUAUUGAAUGAGAGUUUCGUUUCUUAAAUCACAAAUGUACAUUGUACUCAGUACUCAAUUAGUUCCGUUUUAUUUUUAUUUUUGCCGUUCUUAGAAUGUUCGAAUUUCAACAAUUUAAAUGUUGCUCUUUCACUAUUAUCCAAUAACUAUAGUUAGUAAUAUUUAAAAAUUAUUAGUCAUGGAUCACAGUGUGUGUUAUGUUUCUGACCCACAAUUAAUCAAAGAAUGCUGCAAAAUUCCAAAUAUAUCAAAAAGAGCUUAUUUAGUUGAUACCCUUAUUAAGGCAUAUCAUCUUUCUGAUCAUAUGGAUGUAUUUAAAGUGAAUCCUUCGACAUAUGAAGAUCUUAUAGGAUUCCAUUCUAGUGCAUAUAUUGACUUCUUACAGAAAUUAAGUGAUAACAACAGUUCUAUCUUGGAUACCGAAGAUGAAUAUGGAAUAGGUUAUGAUUGUCCAGCAGUAAAAGAUAUUUGGCAAUUUAUUACAUAUAUCUCAGGUGCUUCAUUAACUGCUGCAAAAGCAUUAACAACUAUGCAAUAUAGAUUUUCUAUCAAUUGGUGUGGGGGUUGGCAUCAUGCAUUAAGAGAUUCAGCUCAAGGAUUUUGUUAUGUAAAUGAUAUAGUUUUGGCCAUUGAUUUGUUAAGAAAAACAUUUGGGAAGGUGCUAUAUAUUGAUAUAGAUGUUCAUCAUGGAAAUGGCGUUGAGGAUGCAUAUAUGGCUACAGAUAAAGUUUUAACACUUUCAUUUCAUCAAUAUGAACCGGGUUUUUACCCUACCAGUGGAUCAUUGGAUGAUAUUGGAAUAGAUAAAGGAAAAUAUUAUACUGUAAAUGUACCAUUUAAAGAAGGAAUAAAUGAUGAUAAAUACAUAACUAUGUUUCAAACAAUUAGUAAUAUGGUGAAUAGUUCCUAUAAUCCAAAAUGUGUUGUUUUGCAAUGUGGAGCGGAUAGUUUAGUUGGAGAUCCAAUUGGUGGAUUUAACUUGACACCAAAAACAUUAGCUGAAUGUGUGAAGAGCGUAAUGAAAUGGGAAAAGCCUACAUUAUUUCUUGGCGGAGGCGGAUAUAAUGAAGCAAACGUUGCACGUUGUUGGACAUAUUUAACUGCAAUUAUUACUGGACAAGACGAUUCAUUAUCUAAUGAUAUUCCAGAUAAUGAGUAUUUUUCUGCUUAUGGCCCAGACUUUACUUUGGAUAUCAACCCAGGAAAUCGAAAAGAUUUUAAUUCAUUUAAUAAUUUAAAUUAUAUUUUCACUGAAACAUGAAAAUAGUGAAAGAAUUAGUACGCAAGCAGGAACAAUAAGCAAUUUAACCAAUAAAACUGUAUAUUAUUUCUUAAAAAAAAAAAAUUGUAUCAUAUAAUAUUUUUAGUAAUAAAAUUUUUAUAGUUAUAAACAUAAAUGUUUAUAUACUGUUUAUUACUGGCACAUACAUUUAAACAAAAACUAUAUGAUUUUAAAUUUUACUUUGCAUAGAAAUAUAAAGAUUUUAUAUCAAUAACUUGGCCCUUAAAACGUAAUUAAGUAUUUAUAUGUAUAGUAGUAGAAUAAUCCAACAUUUUGUCUGGUACAACUUCACUCUAUUCACCUAAACUUUUAGUAACUUAUAGAAUAUUUAUUUGAUUUUUGAUUUUUAUGUAUCAAAAUA